GAAUGUUGGUAGUCCGUGGCUAUAUAGUGAAGUUCUCGUUAUUACAUUGUGAUUCGUUAUGGUGUUGAAUAAUGGAAAUUGGUAGUAAUUUCCUGGAUUGUAUCUACAGAAGUAUUGCACACAAUUUUAUGCACUUUUUAUAUUUUCAAGUAACAUGUAUUACUUGGACGUUUCUUUGGAAUUUGCAGACUCUCCGAACAUAAAGAUUAGUCAUAUAUACUUAAAGAAAAACAUAUUACAUGCUGUAAAGCAAUUGUUUGGAGAAGAAGGAACCAAGUCAGUGAUAGACAUAUUAAAAUACGAUAUCCCAGAACGUAGAUUUGUUCUACGUUGUGAUAGUGACUUUUAUAUCAAAUUACGAGCAUCUCUAACAGUGGCAGGACAGUUUGAAGGCAAGCCAUGUGUAUAUAUCGUACACAGAGCAUCAGCAAAUCUACUUUCAUUUGUUGGUGACAGUAGAAACUAUAAACACGAAUGAGUGGAAUUUUGGCAGACCUUUUUUAUACUUUUUAUAUUUUCAUUGCUAUAUCGUGAUAUCAGUGAUUUAGAAAAAUCGUGACUAUAGAGGUUCUCUUCAAGAUUUUGAAUAAUUUCAUUGUAACGUAUCAUUCACAGUUUUCUCUUUAUUUUUUUUCUUGUUUUUUUUUUUCUUUUUUGAUAUUUGUACUUACUGCGUUGUUCGAUCUAGUGAAGCUUUUGCUCGAUAGAGGGCGUUAAGUGUGAGAAAUGCGCGUCUACGUAACGUAGGCGGUCCAGUGACGUCAGCUGUUAUCUCCCCUCCCCUCUUAAAAGUCGGCUCACCCGAUUAGUCGUCCAUACGUACAACAUUCCGUGGACAGCAGCACUACCAACACAGUGGCAGACUUACUUGAAUAGUAGAUAAAAGGAGAGAGAAAGAAAGAGAGA
Molecule: messenger RNA, 906 nt
Organism: Vespa crabro (European hornet)
Lineage: Eukaryota; Metazoa; Arthropoda; Insecta; Hymenoptera; Vespidae
Gene: Rpp14a
Product: ribonuclease P protein subunit p14
Exons: 2
Coding region: 155-478 (107 amino acids)
Biological process (GO): tRNA 5'-leader removal
Cellular component (GO): ribonuclease P complex
Source: RefSeq, a predicted model, not a curated record